Molecule: messenger RNA, 919 nt
Organism: Ciona intestinalis (vase tunicate)
Lineage: Eukaryota; Metazoa; Chordata; Ascidiacea; Phlebobranchia; Cionidae
Source: RefSeq, a predicted model, not a curated record
UUACUAAACAUAGAAAUCAUAUUAACCAUGGCUGCUAACCCGUUCGAAAAAAUGAAAAUAUCGUCGCAUAAAUUCCUGGAAGACUUAAAGCGAUCAAAAUGCCCAAAAUGUCGAUCCUCACGGAUGUACUUUUGCUACAAAUGUUACGAGUACGUCGAAGACCUGGAUGCUCAACAGCUCCCUCAUGUGGAGCUCCCGAUAAUGGUCGACAUCAUCAAACAUUCUAAGGAGUUGGACGGGAAAAGUACGGCCGUCCACGCAAGGAUGAUAUCACCCAACCAAGUGAAGAUACAUACCUACCCUGUUAUUCCCAACUAUACCGAUGAAGAGAAAGCCCGCACCCUCCUCGUCUUCCCCGGCCCCGAAGCCAAAUCCCUCCAACACUAUGCGACAUCUAGUGGCAACAAACGAUCGUUGGUCGAUGAUGAUGUCAUAAACGGGAAGCGGAUCUGUUUGGGGGAAUCACCCGAAGCACAGGAGAGCCAUGAAGGUGAAACGAUCGGCACGAGACUAAAACCAAGUUUCACGAGGAUCAUCGUGAUCGACAGCACGUGGAAUCAAGUUCAUGCGAUAUUAAACGAUGAAAGAUUGAAAUCGAUACCAACAGUGGAAUUGGAAGGCAGGGAGACAUGUUACUGGAGAAGCCAACAUAAUCGACCCAAGUCCCAUCUCUCCACUAUUGAAGCAAUUCAUUCGUUCUUUCAACAAUAUCAUGAAAUAUUUGGGGGAAAAUACGACGGACAAUUCGACAAUUUAUUAUUUUUCUUUAAAUUUUUUUAUUCCAUGGUGAAAAAAAAUUCCAAAAAUAAGUCGUAAUAUUUUCGGCAUUUUAUGGAAGUUAAUGUGUCUUCUAUAUUUUGGUUACAAACCUUUUUUCUCGCAUUCACACCAAGAAUAUACGAAACAUUUUACUUCCAGA